Bemisia tabaci is the source of this 3474-nucleotide messenger RNA. RefSeq names its product V-type proton ATPase subunit Vha55 (gene Vha55). The record is from RefSeq and is a predicted model, not a curated record. Gene Ontology annotation, biological process: ATP metabolic process; proton transmembrane transport; vacuolar acidification. Gene Ontology annotation, molecular function: ATP binding; proton-transporting ATPase activity, rotational mechanism. Lineage: Eukaryota; Metazoa; Arthropoda; Insecta; Hemiptera; Aleyrodidae. Gene Ontology annotation, cellular component: proton-transporting V-type ATPase, V1 domain.
GCCGUCAGCUGACAGCUUGAAAGCUUCGACAGGCUCCGUGAAGUUUUGCAGUGAUUUUCUCCCCUUAAAUCGUCGAAAAUGGCCCUCAAUUCAGGUCUAAGUGCGAAACAAGAUGCGCUCGAGCAUGUAAUGGCAGUAUCGAGAGACUUUGUCUCUCAACCAAGAUUGACAUACCGUACUGUUUCUGGUGUCAAUGGACCGCUGGUCAUUCUUGAUGAUGUCAAGUUCCCCAAGUAUGCAGAAAUUGUACAGCUGCGCUUGGCUGAUGGCACACUUCGGUCUGGGCAAGUUCUGGAAGUCAGCAGUUCAAAAGCUGUUGUCCAGGUCUUCGAAGGCACGUCAGGAAUUGACGCUAAAAAUACCCUUUGUGAGUUUACUGGUGACAUUCUGAGGGCACCCGUGUCAGAAGACAUGUUGGGUCGAGUUUUUAACGGAAGUGGAAAGCCCAUCGACAAAGGACCCCCUAUUCUUGCUGAGGAUUACCUAGACAUUGAAGGUCAACCCAUCAACCCAUGGUCGAGAACAUACCCCCAAGAAAUGAUUCAAACUGGUAUCUCUGCAAUUGACGUCAUGAAUUCCAUUGCCCGUGGGCAGAAAAUUCCCAUCUUCUCUGCUGCUGGUCUUCCGCACAAUGAAAUUGCUGCCCAAAUUUGUCGUCAAGCUGGUCUUGUCAAGCUCCCUGGCAAAUCAGUGCUCGAUGACUCCGAGGACAACUUUGCCAUAGUUUUUGCUGCCAUGGGUGUGAACAUGGAAACAGCCCGUUUCUUCAAGCAAGAUUUCGAAGAAAAUGGUUCCAUGGAAAAUGUGUGCCUUUUCUUGAACUUGGCCAAUGACCCAACAAUUGAAAGAAUCAUCACUCCCCGUUUAGCCUUAACAGCCGCUGAAUUCUUGGCGUACCAAUGCGAAAAGCACGUUCUUGUCAUCUUAACUGAUAUGAGUUCAUACGCUGAAGCCUUGCGAGAGGUCUCCGCUGCCCGUGAAGAGGUACCCGGUCGACGUGGUUUCCCCGGUUACAUGUACACCAACUUAGCCACCAUCUAUGAACGAGCUGGUCGUGUUGAGGGCCGAAACGGAUCCAUCACUCAAAUCCCCAUUUUAACUAUGCCUAACGAUGAUAUUACUCAUCCUAUUCCCGAUUUGACUGGUUACAUUACGGAAGGUCAAAUCUACGUAGACCGUCAGCUGCACAAUAGGCAGAUCCACCCUCCGAUCAACGUGUUGCCUUCACUCAGUCGAUUGAUGAAGUCUGCUAUCGGUGAAGGAAUGACGCGUAAAGAUCACUCUGAUGUCUCUAACCAGUUGUACGCCUGUUACGCCAUCGGUAAGGACGUUCAAGCCAUGAAAGCUGUGGUGGGAGAGGAAGCCUUAACGCCUGACGAUUUGCUGUACCUUGAAUUCCUCACGAAAUUCGAGAAGAACUUCAUCUCGCAAGGUAACUACGAGAACCGUACCGUCUUCGAAUCCCUGGACAUCGGUUGGCAGUUGCUGCGAAUCUUCCCGAAGGAGAUGUUGAAACGUAUCCCAGCCUCCACACUGGCGGAAUUCUACCCCCGAGAUUCACGUCACACUCAGGCCAAGUAAGGCCUUCGCGAUUUCUCCUAUGUUGUUAUUAUUUUCUGGUUGUUAUGAUCAAACUGGCCAGCGGCAUUUUUUCCUGCAACUUCUGUUGUUGUUGUACCUUUUUUUCUUUAUCAUGUUAUGAUUGAUUCGUAAAUAAUUGCAAGUUAUAUCUUAGAUUUUAUUCAGAUAAGCAUGAUAUUGGAUUUUAUCUUGACAUUCCAUUCAUAUUCAUCUUAUUCCAUCGUUUCAUCAAUUUCGUUACAAGUUAGCCCUUGUUCUUCGUGUAAAUUAAAAGUUGUUGUAUCUUUAAAAUUCACAAAUUUGAGUAACGCAAGUUACAUUUUUGCAAGUAGUUAGAAACUUUGUACGUAGGUGGGUCAGGUACUUGUUAUUAAUCUGGCCUCUAAGAGCAGUAAGCAAGUUCUAUCGAAGAAAAAUGGAAAAAUCAUCGUUAAAUCUAUAAAUCGCGACAAUAACCUCCAAAGGAUAGGGAAUAUAUUUUUUACAUCCACAACUAUUUCGUCUAAAAAUUAGUGCUCAUUGGACAGUAAAAAGUGUUUCCUUCAACGCUUUUUCCACACGGGUAAAUUUCACGGCUCAACAAAUUCUGCACCCUCAGUUUCACUAACUAGUUUCAGGAGGGUUUAAACUAAUUUGAUGAAGUCAAUAGUCAAGUUAUUCUUGGACUGAACUUACAACUUUCAGAACUUCUUUGGCGGAGGUUUGCCGACGUGGAGGAAUCAUAACUUGUCCUUGUUUCAUUCAAAAUUCGAAUUUGAUUACUGUUUGUCAUCAAAACCUAAAAAUUUUAAAAUAAUACUUUUGCUCCGAUCGCUUACCAACAUAGUAUUAAUAUUAACUUUAAUUCAUAAAAAAUUAGACUUAAAAAUAGAUAAAAGUUUCCCAGUCAAAUCGCUGUUUUUGUAAUGUUGAGUGUGUGCGAUGUUUAUUCUUGUUGAUCGUGUUUUAGAGUAUUUUAGAUGAGAUUUUUAGUGGAAGUCAGUAUAUUCAAGCAGCUUUUAUCGAUCUUCCCCGCUCCCUUAAAUCCACGAUUUGUACGGAUUGUAUCAUUAGCAAUUUUUUUCACCUCCCUCCAAGCCUCGAUUUGUAAAUAUAUUACUCACUUUGGUUAAAAUUCAAUUGUUGAAUUUAAAGAGUCAUUAAUCUCUUCUUAUCAUCGAUUCAAUGUGUGUGAUUAUAAAUUUCAUCCCAUUAGUUUCCUGAAAGUUCAUUAAUGACUUAUCAAGUGUGAAUCAUUGUGCUACUCGGUAAAAUCGAAGACCAAGGUAAAAGCUUGCAUGACUGCCGACCGGCAAUUGUAUUUCCAGUCUUGAGCACUUAGUUUAUGGGUUUUUUGUUACUUCUCUCUUUGAUUCUUCAGUAUUUGUGGACUAAAAAAUAUUUUUUGUUCACGUUUUUUUCAUUUACUGAAGAUUUUUCAAGAUCUUUCCUUUUGAGGGCCUUUUUCGAAAGCAAAAGCAGGUUCAUACUUAGCCAAGAGAUAUUGCAAAGUAUUUUCUCCGACGUUUUACUAAAGCAUUCAAUGCAAAAGAAUUGUUUUUUGAAUUUUGAAUACUCUUUUCACCUGUGUUGUUGCUUGAAAAGUACGCUUUCCGAAGCUGCUGUUGUCUGAUUGUAAGCCAAGCAUCUGAAUUGAAUUGUUGAGCUUUCGAUUCGUAAAAAUGCCUAAAUAUCUUGUUGCUCAAAAUUUAUUGGGACUUGGGCGAAUUGAAUUCUUUCCAUCAGUAUCAUCUUAGGCAGAUAUUUCAUGUACCAGACUGCAAUACUAUUGCCGCUUUAAGUAUCGUGAGCACUAACAUCAAUUGUUCGAGUACGUCUAAACACAACUGUAAUGUUAAAAACCCUCUAUGUAUUUACCAAAUUGUGUAAUAAAGUAAAUUUUAUUCUGUUAAA